GUUGUAAAAUAUCAGUAAAAUAUGAUGCACGGCGCGAGACGAAUAUUUGAAAAGGAGAGCAGUAUGUGACAUCCAAAAAUAAGGGAUUUGGGAGCGCUAUGACUCACGGAGAGUAUUCACAACAACAUGUCUUAUGGACACAUUGAGUGUUACUUUAUUCAGGGAGGUGACAGCUAUGGCUGAUCGCCAUGCAGUGGUUUUUGGCUUGCUUGUCAUUAACUGCAGGUGACCAGCCUACUCCACAACAAAAAUCAUUGUCCCCCUCACACCUUAUCUAGCUGCCAAAAGCCUCCACCCAGACUCCACCCUGUCUGGAAUGCAGCACAGCAAGACUGGUACAUGUUGGAAACACAUGUUCUUCUGGUUACCUGUGCAUUUCUGUUGUAUGUACCUGCAAACCUCUGGCUCUUUCACUCACGCCUUUAGUCGUACCUAAUGAAGUAGUUUAGGUGUCAGCUCUCUGAAACUGAUAUCACUAGCGGUCAAAACAAAUUCACUGGGAAAAAGAAGUCCAAGUUGUCUGGCUCUGAAAUUCACCUAUUGGUGCUUGCAUUUUACAAAUGCAGAAUGCGGUGGUGUUCGAGCUCUGCGUUUCACCUGCUGCGCUGUGUGCGGCUGCGGUUGUGUAGCAGGCGGGGACAGAACAGGCUUCCUUUGUGGAUUAGGGAAAUAUGGGCUUAUAUGAGACUGCUGGCAAAAUCACUCUACUUUAACUCGCUCACAGACUCAGAUGUGGUUUUUGACUCAGUCUUUGAACCAGUUUUCCUGACUGUGGAUUACGUCACCCGGUGGUUUGGUCUGGUGUUUGUUUACCUGGUGGUGAUACUGACCAGCUCCAUCGUGGGGAUAGCCUAUGUGGUCUUGCUGCCUCUGAUCCUCAACACUUACUCUCCUCCGUGGAUCGCUUGGCAUGUUUGUUAUGGACAUUGGAACCUCAUCAUGAUUGCUUUCCAUUACUACAAAGCCGCCAACACCUCUCCUGGGUAUCCCCCUACAGAAAAACAUGACGGUCCAGUUGUAUCAGUCUGCAAAAAGUGCAUUAUUCCUAAACCAGCAAGAACACACCACUGUGGGAUCUGUAACAGAUGCAUUUUGAAAAUGGACCAUCAUUGUCCCUGGUUGAAUAACUGUGUGGGCCAUUUUAAUCACCGUUACUUCUUCUCCUUCUGUCUCUUCAUGACCUUGGGCUGUAUCUACUGUAGCAUCAGUGGGAGAAACCUGUUCCUAGAUGCAUACAAUGCACUCGAGCACUUCAAACAUUUGGAAUUGGAAAAGCCUGGAAUACCGGUAACAGGGAUGGGACUGCUUAUAGGGCUUCUUCCUUCUGGCCAGACCCACUAUCAGACCCCUGCUCCUCCAUACACAUUUAAGGAUAAGAUGAUUCAUAAGAGCAUCAUCUACAUGUGGGUCCUCACCAGCACAGUGGGAGUGGCACUGGGAGCUUUGACCUUCUGGCAUGCAGUUCUCAUCUCCAGAGGAGAGACGAGUAUUGAAAGACAUAUCAACAGCAAAGAAACAAAGCGGAUGGCCAAAUGGGGAAAGGUUUACAGAAACCCCUUUAACUACAGCAGGUUGAAUAACUGGAAAAUCUUCUUAGGUGUGGAGAAGAGAAGUCACUGGGUGACGCGUGUUCUCCUUCCCUCUGCUCACCCCCCACAUGGUGAUGGCUUGACGUGGGCUGUCUUCCCAGUUAAAAAGGAUUUGAUACCUGUAUGACAGACUCUGCUAAGGCAUCCAUUCUUGUCUAAUUUACCAGUCUUUUCUCUGUCAACCUACUUGAUCGGGUUUGCUUAAAGGAUUCCUGCUUGGUGGCUACACCUAAGUGAAAGGAUUUACGUCAAUCUCCGAUACCUCAAAAAACUUGCUGUUGCAUUGCUCUUGCUUCUGCAAUCUAUAUUGCUCAACAAGGCAAUGUGUCACAGUUUGUUCUGUACUGGGUUUUACUUAGUCUUACGAACUGGUUUUACUUGACUCUGAGCAUGAGUUCGAUAGUUUUAUAAGCCAAAUAUACUGACUGAACUGUUAAAUAAUAAUUUUUUUUUUAAGCAAACCAUCUCAGCUUCGACCUGAGCUU
Messenger RNA from Pundamilia nyererei, 2074 nucleotides. RefSeq names its product zDHHC palmitoyltransferase 16a (gene zdhhc16a). The record is from RefSeq and is a predicted model, not a curated record. Bases 568 to 1716 code for a protein of 382 amino acids. The transcript is spliced from 11 exons. Gene Ontology annotation, molecular function: palmitoyltransferase activity. NCBI's taxonomy places the organism in Eukaryota, Metazoa, Chordata, Actinopteri, Cichliformes, Cichlidae.